AUGGAUGUAAGAUUUUAUCCGACCGCCGGUGGAAAUUCUAUUCCAGGAGAUCCACCAAACCUGGAUUUUGCCCACUGUUUGGGCUACUACAACUUCAAUAAGUUCCAGAACAACAACAACUACAUGAAUAUGGCAGAGGCCAACAGUGCCCUACUUGCUGCUGGUGAUACUUUUCAUACGCCCAGUUUGGGAGAUGAGGAGUUUGAGAUCCCUCCCAUUACACCCCCACCUGAGACGGAGUCUGGCCUGGGUUUAUCGGACGUGGACUCACCCUUCCCUGGAAUCCCGGAGCCCCCAGCCCAGCACAGGGGCCCCUUAACCCCCCAGUUCCCCCCACAGAGCCUGGAACUGCCCUCUAUCACAAUCUCACGCAAUAUGAUGGACCAGGAAGGGCUGUCCAUCAACAAUGGCCCACCUGUGAAUGUUGGACCAGGCCAUCUUCGCCAGUACCCACCCAACCCAGCCAUGGUGAUGAGAUCCAUUAUCAGCAUGAACAACCCCAAUGGGAUGAUGUCGCGGAAUCAGCUGACCACCAUUAACCAAUCUCAGCUCAAUUCGCAGCUGGGCCUAAACAUGACGGGACCCAACAUCACCCAUACUUCCCCAUCACCGCCUGCCAGCAAAUCCGCCACACCAUCCCCCUCCAGCUCCAUCAAUGAGGAUGACCAAGACGAUGGCAACAGGGUUAUUGGAGAAAAGCGACCAGCCCCCAUAGACCCCACAAAGAAACCCAAGACCCCUAAGAAGAAGAAGAAGAAGGAUCCCAAUGAGCCUCAGAAGCCUGUGUCUGCUUAUGCCCUGUUCUUCAGAGACACUCAGGCUGCUAUCAAGGGUCAGAAUCCCAAUGCCACCUUUGGAGAGGUGUCCAAAAUCGUGGCCUCCAUGUGGGAUGGUCUGGGAGAGGAGCAGAAGCAGGUUUACAAAAGCAAAACAGAAGCUGCCAAAAAAGAAUAUUUAAAAGCCCUUGCUGCAUACCGAGCCAGCCUGGUUUCUAAGGCUGCAGCAGAGUCUGCUGAGGCCCAGACUAUCCGCUCAGUGCAACAGACCCUGGCGUCCACCAGCCUCUCCCCAGGCCUGGUGCUGCCCUCACCCCUCAACCAGCACCCCUCUAUGCCCUCAGCUGCCCAGGCCCUCCAACAAGCUGUACCACGGGCCAUUGCCCCCAAACCUCUGCAAAUGAGACUGGGGGGCAGUCAGAUCGUGACCUCGGUUACAGUGGCCCACCAGAACAUGUCCUCUGGGCUGCCACCGCAGCUGCUUGGCCAGAUGGGUGCCGGAGGAGCCAUGGUGGCAGGAGCUCAGUCUACGGCAGUGUCUCAGAUGAGCCCCCCCAUGCAACCAGUGCAGCAGCAUGCAAUUCAACAGCUCCAGCAGCAGCAACAGCAGCAGCAGCAGAUGCAACAGCACCUUCAGCACCACCAGAUGCAGCAGCAGCAAAUGCAUCACCAGCAGAUCCAGCAGCAGAUGCAGCAUCAGCAUUUCCAACACCAUCUCCAGCAACAGCUGCAGCAGCACCACAUGCAGCAGCAGCAGCAACAGCAACAACAGCAACAGCAGCAGCAACAGCAGCAAAUGCAGCUCCAGCACAUGCAGAUGCAUCAGCUGCACAAGCAGCAAAUUCAGCAUUUGCAGCAGCAACAGCAGCAGCAGCAGCAACAGCAGCAGCAGCACCAGUCCCAGUGUUCCCCACCCCAGCAUUCCCCCGGUACACCCCAUUCAGUGGGAGGCUCUGCAUCCCUCGGCAGCCCCCAGCCGGCCCCACAGCAGCAGCCCCACCCUUCCCAAAUCCAGGCCCAUGCCCAGGUCCUGUCCCAGGUCAGCAUCUACUGAGCCAAAUGGAAAUCCUAUCUCAAAGAACAGGAAUAGAAUAAAAGCAUCAAUCCACGUUGCUUUUCUAAGUUGCACUUAAGAAGUGUGUAAGAUUUAGAAUGUUAUACAAAGAAACUGUCCAUUGUUAUAGACGGAUAUGCACUCGUGUGUACAGGGCAAAAACACAUUAGCUGGAUUUUUGUCUAUGAAAUAGGCUGAGCUAUGAGAGAAGUCUGUGUGGGCAAGUGCCCAGUGAUUGUUUAUUUGUUUGUUUGUUGGGUCUUUCAAUUGUCAUUUUAAAACUGACUCUGGGCACACAAUAUGUUGAGAGACAUGUGUCUUUCAACAUUUUAUUUAACACUAAAGCUUUAUUUAUGAGGUCAAAGUUGUCAGUUCAGCCCAGCGAAUGGACAUUUUGAAUGCAUUUCAACAAAAGGAUUUUUAUCAGCUCUCACCUCUUGCAGAGAGCACCUGAACUGAAUGACUCACAGGUACCAUGCUGGAAACCAGUAACCCACACAUCAGUCUUUGUUCCCACACUGGCCAGAAUAUUGUGAGACUUUCUUUACUUCAACCUUUCUCUUUCACCCAUCAUUCCUGUGGACGUAACUGUGCAAGAAUGGCCUGGGGGAAAUCGUAGAUCAAAUCAUCACAUGUAAGGCCAAGUGAUAUUUGAACGAAUUCAAACCAUGUCAUGAAGGCAGACAAUGUCUUGAGGAAUAAGGGAAACCGAAAAAAAGGUCUUGGGAUGUAGAUCUCUGGAUGAAGGACUGAACAGACUGAGACAUAAACUGCCAUAAAUCAUUUAUGUCAUCACAUCAUCAAACUGUAGCUGUAAUCUGCUGUACAUGUUUUGUAGAGUGGGAAGAGAUCAGACCUCCUUUACCCUCGAGAUCAUUUGCUGAAAAGCGUGUAACUGGCACCCCAAAAAAUCCUCCUUUUAUGUAUUUGUUUUUACUUAAGAUGUUUAACGAUUAAAUUAUGUUUUUAUUUUGUGUAAUAAAGGGGAUAUUUUAUGGUAAAUACAAAUUUCAGGAUCAAGGCAGAUGGUUUCAUGAUUGAUGUAUUUUUACACUGCUCCUUGAUACCAUAAUUGUUUCAAAAGAGCAAAAAGAAAACUAGUAGAGCCAGUUUGUUGCACUGUCAAAGCCAAUUGAAAAGGCAUUGGAGGUAUUUUUGCCAGCUGUACAGAAAUCCCAGAAAAAAAGAAAAUGUUGUAAAUUUUUCAUAUCACCUGUUGUAAAGUUUUAAUAUGUGAGGCUUUAAUUAAAACAUUGGUAAACGACCUGUGGAUUGCUAUAUCACAUAGUGCAUUUCUGCUCUUUUAUACUUUUUUAUGAGUUACAAUAGCAGCAAUUAAUUUUGUUUGUAUUUUGCUUACAAACCAACUGCUUUUGAAAACUGUCCAUAGAAUAAAUGCAUAUCGGUAUGAAAUUCUUGAAAACUUGUUUUCAGCUCUUAAUAGGAACAGUAAUUUAAUGUUUUGAGUUUUGCUCGGCCAUUAAGAUGAGACAUUCCAUCACUAAUAUGAUAGUAGCCAUAAUUUUGUAUGAAGUAUUAUAUAUUUCUUUGUGUCUCUUUGUUCAGAAUUAAAAUAACAAUCACAAAUAUUUAUUUGAAGGAAUUGGUUCAUUUCAAAGAUUAUAUUAGCCAUAAUUUCUAUGAAGUAUUUCUUCAUGUCUCCUUGUUAGCUAUUGAAAAUAAAGAUAAAUACAUUGAUAAAUAUUCAUAGCACUCACUUCUUUACAAGAUAUAAAAAAAUAAAUUUGUAUGUUUUUUAUGGAGUAAUUCUAUGAAGGAAAAAAAAAACAUCUUUGCAGGGAUAUAUGACCAUUCAUGUUGGCAUUAUUAUAGUAUGUACUGUUUCUCAGUGAUUUGAAUGGAAGUCCAUUGUAACUGUGUGUAAAUACAGUGUUGAGACUGGACAAGGUCAGCAUGUAACUGGUACUUGUCUCAAUAACAG
This is a messenger RNA of Myripristis murdjan (pinecone soldierfish), 3772 nucleotides long. It is a transcript of the gene tox3, whose product is annotated as TOX high mobility group box family member 3. NCBI's taxonomy places the organism in Eukaryota, Metazoa, Chordata, Actinopteri, Holocentriformes, Holocentridae. Gene Ontology annotation, biological process: regulation of transcription by RNA polymerase II. The transcript is spliced from 7 exons. Gene Ontology annotation, molecular function: chromatin DNA binding. Gene Ontology annotation, cellular component: nucleus. The coding region runs from base 1 to 1830 and encodes 609 amino acids. The record is from RefSeq and is a predicted model, not a curated record.